AUGCAGGACCCGAAAGGUUUCGUCACGUUCUUCAAGGCUGCAAGAACAGUGUGUGCACUGCUUCUGAUGACGCACCUGAUUCCUGUGCACGGAACACCUGUCGAAGCCUGUAACAGCCUCGCCUGCAGAUGUCUGACGCACCAAGUCACCUGUAGCUAUGAAGGCUUGACAGAACUGCCAACUGGUAUUCCAAACGAUACCUACAUUCUAGAACUCUGGGGUAACAAGUUCACGUCAAUCACGAAAACCUCAUUUGCCGGUCUUUCCCAGGUGACCGACAUUUUGCUCUCUGAUAAUAAAAUCUCGUCCAUUGAAGUCGGGUCUUUCGAUUGGCAAUCCGACACUCUUGAGCAACUAUGGUUGAACACCAACGAGUUAGAGACUUUGGAGGUGGGUGUGUUUAGAAACCUGACAGAAUUGAAGUACUUGCAUCUCGAAAGCAAUAUGAUAUCGAGCUUGAGUGUUGGCAUAUUUCGGGACCUGUCAAGUCUAGUAUCAAUUGAUCUCAAUAAUAAUAAGAUUUCCCAUUUGCCUUCAGAUAUUUUUAGGGGCUUGUCAUUCCGUAAACUGGGUCUAGCCAGGAAUGGUAUAAUGAACAUAGACAACACUCUGGCUGCCUUACCUUCCAAUCUUGUGACUUUAGAUUUAAACGGUAACGAUUUGGGGAACUUAAGAGCGGCCAUGUUCAGCGGAUUUCCCAAUCUCACUCAGCUUAAACUUGAAGCGAACGGCAUGGAUUCUCUUCCAAACAACCUUUUUGUUGGCCUCGACAAGUUGGCUUUACUCCAUCUAGAUCACAACGUGCUGGUUGAGUUAAACCGAGCCAGCUUUGGUGAGCACCCCAAGUUGGAAAUGCUCACCUUAGCUAACAAUUCUAUCGUGCGAAUAGAGCCGGGGAUUUUCAGUACAUUCCCCAAAUUAAGGCAAAUUGAGCUACAGGCAAACGAUCUCACAUAUCUACCACCCGGUAUAUUUGACAACCUUACCUCUCUCAAGUUCCUUCAUCUAGACGGCAAUAGACUAGAUAAUCUCGAUGGUAACAUCUUCAGAGACCUUCAAAACGUCUGGUAUAUAUAUCUGCAAGGAAACGGCAUGAAAAGCCUGCCUUCUACCAUUUUCCGUGGUUUGCAAAUGCUCCGAUAUCUGUAUCUGGACGACAACAAACUCUCCGUCAUCGAGAGCGGUACAUUUGACGGCCUCCCAAGAAUAGAAAACAUAUAUCUAGAGGAUAACCCACUGACUAACAUAACCUGUGGAAUGCUCCCUACCAAGAACGUAUCGACGGUCUUGUGGGAAAUUAGCAUUGACUGUACUUGUGAGUGGAAACCUGUGUACGACUGCCCAGAGUUUUCCUGGGUCGGUUCGAAACUAGAGUGUAAUAGUCCGCUUCGCUUCUGGUUCGAUUCUCUUGAUGAAGUCCCAAAGGAUGCCUUGACUUGUGCCGCUCCUAGAAUGUUUUGCUUCAACCAUAUAGGUUGGGUAGCUUUAUCGGUCCUUGCUUUGUUGUCUAAUAUCAUUAUAAGUUACUGAGAUAGCAGCACGAUAUUUACGGCUUAAGCUAGCAUCACCAUAGAAAUAUACUUGUACGAACGUCCCCUUGCCUAGACGAUUCUCAUUUGAGAAAGAUGAAGUGCAUGUAGUAAAAGUCCUGCAUGUUUUGGUGUUGAUGCCGUGAAGAAAUAAAGUCAGGUUUUGAAUGCCACAUAAUACUAGGGAAGCGGAGUAGUGUAACUAGUUGAUGUGUUGAUGUUGUGCAAGAAAUAAACACAUUUG
Messenger RNA from Branchiostoma belcheri (Belcher's lancelet), 1773 nucleotides. RefSeq names its product leucine-rich repeat-containing protein 15-like. The record is from RefSeq and is a predicted model, not a curated record. Bases 1 to 1530 code for a protein of 509 amino acids. Lineage: Eukaryota; Metazoa; Chordata; Leptocardii; Amphioxiformes; Branchiostomatidae. The transcript has 2 exons. Gene Ontology annotation, molecular function: protein binding. Gene Ontology annotation, cellular component: extracellular matrix.